AACCAUGUCGCAGCAGGAGCAGCCGCUUCCGAUCAGCGCGAGCGGCGCGGAGGGCGCUGACGUGGACGAAUCAGGGGUGGCGCAGUCGCCGUCGUCCGCGAAUCCCGCCGCGCCGUCCUUCGCGUCGUCGUCGCUCUACGUGGGCGAUCUGGAUGUUAGCGUUACAGAGGCUCAGCUCUUCGACCUCUUCUCGCAGGUGGGCCCUGUGGCGUCCAUCCGCGUGUGUCGCGACAUGGUCACGCGGCAGUCGCUGGGAUACUCGUAUGUCAACUUCAGCAGCAGCCAGGAUGCUGCGCGAGCCCUUGACCUACUGAACUUCACAAACGUGGCUGGGCGGCCUAUGCGCAUCAUGUUCUCGCACCGGGACCCAUCCAUCAGACGCAGCGGCACUGGCAAUAUUUUUAUCAAGAAUCUCGACAAGAGCAUUGACAACAAGGCGCUCUACGACACCUUUGCAGCGUUCGGCUCGAUCCUCUCCUGCCGCGUUGCUAUGGACGACAGCGGAGCCUCUAAGGGGUUUGCGUUUGUGCAGUUUGAGAAGGAGGAGGUGGCAAAGGCGGCUAUCGAGAAAGUCAAUGGCAUGCUUAUUGCCGGAAAGCAGGUGUUUGUGGGUCCCUUCGUGCGCAAGCAGGACCGCAGUUCAAACGACAGCGACGGCAUGGGAGGAGGGGGAGGGGGAGGGGGAGGAGGCAGAGCAGGCAACCAGCAGCAGCAGCCUCAGUAUACCAACCUCUACGUGAAGGGUUUAGGAGAGGAGACUACCGAUGAGGAGCUUCUGAAGGGGUGGUGGUGGGGGGGUGGGGAGGGGGAGGGGAAGGGAGGGGAGGGGGAGGAAGCAGGCAAGGAGGGGGCGAAGGAAGGGAAGGAAGGGGAGAAGGGCGGGGAGGAGACAGAGGAGGGAGAAACGAAUGAUGGGGAAAAGAAAGAGGAAGAAACGAAGGAGGGAGAAGCGAAAGAGGGGGAAGCGAAAGAGGGGGAAGCGAAAGAGGGGGAAACGAAAGAGGGAGAAACGAAAGAGGGAGAAACGAAAGAGGGAGGAAAGAAGGGAGGAAAGAAGGGAGGGGGAGGAGCGGGGCGGGUGUGGUACGUUGCUCGGGCUCAGAAGAAAGCAGAGAGAGAGGCAGAACUGAAGCGGCGAUACGAGGAGGAGAGGCGGCAGCAGACUGAGAGGUAUUCUCAGAGGAAUUUGUACUUCAAGAAUCUGGAGGAGAGUGUGGAUGAGGGGGAGUUGAUGAAGAUGUUCCAAGAGUAUGGCACCGUCACCAGCUGUAAGAUUCUCAAGCACGAGACAGGUGGCAGCAAGGGUGCUGGCUUUGUGCUCUUUGCAAACGAGGCGGAUGCUGCAAAGGCGCUCACAGCACUGAACAGCAAGAUGGUGAAGGGAAAGCCGCUCUACGUGGCCGUCGCACAGCCAAAGGCAGAACGGCAGGCGCAGCUGCAGGCGAUGUUUCAGCAGCAGCGGGGGGGUGCGCCCCAUGCCCGGGCCCCGGCAGCUGCUGCAGGAGGGUACUAUGCCCCCCCAGGGGUGGUGGCGCAGCAGGGCGGGUUUUAUGCACAGCCAGGGAUGAUGCCUGUCCAGCCGCCGCACCCUUACUCCCAGCAGCCCAUGCGGCCGGGUAUGGUUCUACCAGCAGGCAUGGGGGGGGCGCCGGGUAUGGCAGGAGGCAUGGGGGCGCCGGGAAUGGUGCCGGGGGGAGCGCAAGGCAUGGUGGGGGGACUGAAUCCCAAUGUGUACAUGCGACAGCAGCAGCAGUAUGGGGCAGCACAAGGGGCGCCUGUGCAGCAGCAGCGGCAGCAGCGGGUGCAGGGAGGGCGCGGGGCAGGGGGUGUGCCUGGAGGGUUGGGAGGGCCAGUGCCGAUUCAAGUGCUGGCAGCAGCAGUGGCAUCGGCUCAGCCAGAGCAGCAGCGAGCGAUUCUGGGGGAGCAGCUGUACCCACUUGUGGCCCGUCAGGAGCCGGAGCAUGCGGGCAAGAUCACGGGAAUGCUGCUGGAGAUGGACAAGGGGGAGCUGCUCAUGCUGCUGCAGUCCCCAGACGCCCUCCGAGCCAAGGUUUCCGAAGCUCUCGAUGUGCUUCGGAUCGCCGCUGCCAUGGCGGCCGCCUCCACUGCGGACCAAGGCUCGGGAUGA
Messenger RNA from Closterium sp. NIES-65, 2128 nucleotides. The record is from the annotation of a GenBank genome assembly. Lineage: Eukaryota; Viridiplantae; Streptophyta; Zygnematophyceae; Desmidiales; Closteriaceae.